AAUCCAGCCGGUUGCUUCCCCCUUCCAAUGCAGCAGGGGGCAGCGUUCCUUUCCAAUGCAGCAGGGGGCAGCAAAGCCUCCGAUGAGUGAAAACAGCAGAAGAAGAAAAGUGUUGUUAUUUUUGCAAUGGCGGCUAACCUUUAAUGGCGCGAAGAAAGAGACACAAGAGAAGACUGACGGACUAUAAGAUCAUAUUUAUCAUAUUAAUAACCUCUAUAAGAUCAUAUUCAUCAUAUUAAUCAUGUUACUAACCUUUAAUGGCGUGAAGAAAGCGAGAGAAGAGAAGACUGACGGACUAUAAGAUCAUAUUGAUAAUAUUACUAACCUUUGCUGGCGUGAAGAAAGCGAGAGAAGAGAAGACUGACGGACUAUAAGAUCAUAUUAAUAAUAAUAAUCUUGUUCAUGUAAAGAUAAUAAUAAUAAUAAUAAUCUUGUUGGUCGUCAUGCCGCUGGGUCUGAAGCCGAGCUGCUCGCAGUGCAAGAGCAACUCUUCGUCCAUGUGGAAGAAAGGCAGCCAGGGCGACAUCUUGUGCAACAACUGCGCGGUGAAGAGCAGCUUGGUGGCCGCAGGAACUUCCUUCUCCUCCGCGGCCUCCGCUGGAGCCUCCAGUGGCUCCGCGGGCAGCCCCGCCGGGAAGCAGUGCAAACAGGAGAUCCACAGGAGGUCAGCUCGUCUGAGGAGCACCAAGUACAAAACUCCUGCGUCUGACAAGAAAGUUUCCACCAAAGGCAAAGGGAGAAGACACAUUUUUAAAUUGAAGAAUCCAAUCAAAGCUCCAGAAUCUGUAGCAACCAUCAUCACUGCAGAGUCUGUCUUCCAUAAGGGUGUGUUCUACCAGAUCGGGGACGUGAUCAAGGUGAUCGACGAGGAGGAUGGCAAGUCGUACUUUGCUCAGAUCCGAGGUUUUGUCCAGGACCAGUACUGCCAGAAGAGUGCUGCUCUCACCUGGCUGCUGCCCACUCAGGCCAGUCCUCAAGACCACUUUGAUGCUGGGACCUACAUCCUGGGUCCAGAAGAAGACCUGCCCAGGAAGAUGGAGUACCUGGAGUUUGUAUGCCACGCCCCCUCAGAGUACUUCCGGUCCCGCAGCUCACCUUUCCCUACACUGGCCUGCAGGGCGGAGAGAGGCUACAUCUGGACUCACAUCACACCCUCACCUGUCAGCACACCUGUGCUGGCCCUCAAGGAGGCUGUGGGCGGGGCCAGCUAGCGUUAGCGCCUGCUAGCUGACAUGGACCUUUUGUACAGUCCUGGUCCUGGUCCUGGUCCUGGUCUCACCUUCAUGGCUCCAGCCAGACCCAGUCAAAGACCAGUGUUUUUGACAAAUACAUCAUGUCAAUGUUUUGUUUACAAGUAAACAAAUACGUUUGUAAAAUAA
Messenger RNA from Nerophis lumbriciformis (worm pipefish), 1379 nucleotides. RefSeq names its product GATA zinc finger domain containing 1 (gene gatad1). Gene Ontology annotation, cellular component: nucleus. Gene Ontology annotation, molecular function: sequence-specific DNA binding; zinc ion binding. Lineage: Eukaryota; Metazoa; Chordata; Actinopteri; Syngnathiformes; Syngnathidae. Gene Ontology annotation, biological process: chromatin organization; regulation of DNA-templated transcription. The record is from RefSeq and is a predicted model, not a curated record.